This is a messenger RNA of Microthlaspi erraticum, 582 nucleotides long. The record is from the annotation of a GenBank genome assembly. NCBI's taxonomy places the organism in Eukaryota, Viridiplantae, Streptophyta, Magnoliopsida, Brassicales, Brassicaceae.
AUGUGCCGGGUGCAUUUCCCUGAUAUUUUGUUCCUGAUGGAGACAAAAAACAAGUUGGAAGUUCUGGCAGAGUUACAUGUUGCACUAGGAUACAAAUGGUUUCGCACAAUUGAACCUGAUGGUCUUAGUGGUGGUCUUGCUAUCUUUUGGAAGGAAAAUUUGGAUGUUGUAGUCCUUCUAGAAGAUAAAAAUGUUCUGGAUAUGAAGAUUACAAGUGGUGGUCGGGUUUGGUUUCUCUCAUGCAUAUAUGGGAAUCCGAAUCCAAAGUUUCGAGCUGAAGUUUGGGAACGAGUGACUAGAUUUGGCUCUAGUCGGAAGGACGCUUGGUGUAUGAUAGGUGAUUUCAAUGAGAUUUUAUCUAAUGACGAGAAGAUUGGUGGUAAAGUGAGGCAUUUGUCUAGUUUUAGACAGUUUCAGACUUUUCUGCAAAACUGUGACAUGAAGGAGCUGGGGAGCACAGGGAAUAAGUUUACGUGGAGAGGAGUUAGAAACAAGCAAACCAUCAAAUGUUGCUUGGAUCGAUGUGUUGCUAACCCGUCGUGGUUAUCGAUGUUCCCCAGUGGACAUCAAUGGUUCCUUUAG